This is a messenger RNA of Nicotiana tabacum (common tobacco), 1097 nucleotides long. The record is from RefSeq and is a predicted model, not a curated record. Lineage: Eukaryota; Viridiplantae; Streptophyta; Magnoliopsida; Solanales; Solanaceae.
UUUUCAGCACUUAAAAAUGCGUAUGCUCGUAUGCGAUUAAUCCAUCCGUCUGUUCAUCCUUUUUCUUUCUCUGCUUCAUUUUCAGAUUUCUUUCUAUCUCCCAGCGAAUAAUCUGCUUCCGUCUCCCUUUGUUCAUCCUUUUUCUGUCUCUGUUUCAUCUUCAGAUUUUUUAAUCUGAACUGCACCGAUUUUGCUGCUACUUUGGACAUCAUCAACUUCGGAAACCUACUUCACUGACUUUCGUUCUGCACUGUCUUUCUUGCUAAAAUAAGGAAAUUCACAGAUUAACAAAUUCUGUGGUUGGCUUGGUUUCCACACCUGAAUUGCAAGAAGCAGUCUAUGGCUUGACAGAUUUCGAGGAGAGAAAUACAAGUGCACGUCUGGUUGCAAAUCCUGGCUGUUAUCCGACAUUAUUCAACUUCCUCUUAUUCCCUUGAUAAAGCUGUAGGCUUCGAGACAACAAAAAGUUUGGAAGGAAUACCUGCUUCCCCCGACAUAAGUGUUGUACUCGAGAACAAUAAUUGAUUUUAUCUCUCCUUCAGUAGUUGCAACAGCGUCUCACGCCUGUUUCGGAUUCAAUUGUGAAUUGGUGAUUUUGACAGGGCUUCUGGAUAAUGGCUUUGAGGCGUAUGCUCGGGUAUUCGGAUGGAGAGUUAAUGAGAUCAGAUGCAAAACCCUGCUCAAGGCUUAUGAGACAAACAGCUGGCAUUUUUUCAGUUGGUGGAGCAUUAGGAUUUUGGGUUCUUUGCCGAUUGCACUAUGGUCCUAGAAUCACAGUUCCUAGAAGUCUUAGAUGGGCGACUUGUGGGACUAUUUCUAUGAGCUCAAGCACAGCUUUGCUAGUUCGUCUAUUUAGUCCUGAAUGUGAACCACAAAACAUAGCUGCCUACGACAAGAAGGGAUGAUGUUACUUUUCUUCGGAAAUCAGUCUGUAAAACUGAAGAAUGAUGUCCUAUUUAAUUCGUGUGUAACUUUUUAAGGGUUCCCCAGUUAGGGAUAUAUUAGAUAUGCCCUAGAUCCAAUCUCAUGUUUGAGGAUUUGAACAUAUUUUUCAUGAAUGUUAUUUCAUAUAAAAUAUAUAUGGCAUUUAAAAAUAU